Molecule: messenger RNA, 1113 nt
Organism: Musa acuminata AAA Group (dessert banana)
Lineage: Eukaryota; Viridiplantae; Streptophyta; Magnoliopsida; Zingiberales; Musaceae
Product: thaumatin-like protein
Exons: 2
Coding region: 345-1085 (246 amino acids)
Biological process (GO): defense response
Cellular component (GO): extracellular region
Source: RefSeq, a predicted model, not a curated record
UUUAUUUCCCACAUCAUCGAUCGGUCGGUCCGAUUUGGUUUUUUUGGACUUGAUAUAGGUUUAAUUUGAUCUGGUCCAAGUUGAACCCGAAUUACGCUCGGAAAUGAACCAAGAUCAACUCAUUCCGACCCAACCGGCUUGGGUUAGCCGGGUGAAACCCAACCCAAUCUCCUCUUCAGGUAUCGGUGACUCUUCUCGUCUUACCACCAGGUGAGCAGUUGCCACUCUGCUUCAUGACAACGAAAUCAAAGGAAGCCCACUCCCUCCACUCAACCCCUCUCUCCUUCCUCUUCGUACCCUUCUAAUAGCCACAAGGCAGACUAAGAAGACCAGAACGAAGAACAAUGUCGACUUCGGGACGACACACCUUGCUCCUCUGCCUCUUCAUUCCUAUCUCAUUAUCAUGUGAGAUCCAACUCGUACUGGUGAACCACUGCAAAGACGGCGUGUGGCCUGGAGUACUCGGCAGUGCCGGCCACAGCUCCCCGGAGGGUGGUGGCUUCCAUCUGGGCGUCGGCCAGGAGGCAGUCCUGGACGUGCCGAGUGGAUGGUCGGGGAGAAUCUGGGGUAGGCAGGGUUGCUGCUUCGAUGAAAACGGGAAAGGAAGCUGCGACAGUGGCGACUGCGGCGGCCUGCUGCGCUGCAACGGUACUGGAGGCACACCGCCGGCGACCGUGGUCGAGAUGACGUUGGGGACCCACCGGUCUCCUCUCCAUUUCUAUGACGUGAGUUUAGUGGAGGGCUUCAAUCUUCCGGUCACGAUCGCUCCGGUUGGCGGAGGGAAGGGAUGCGGCGGCGUGGCGGGCUGCCAGGUGGACUUGAACACAUGCUGCCCUUCCAGGUUCGAGGUGAAGCAGAAGGGGAAGGUGGUGGGAUGCAAGAGCGCGUGCUUGGCCCUGAAGACGGACAAGUAUUGCUGCACCGGGGAGUAUGGCUCGCCGGAGCGCUGCAAGCCCACCCUCUUCUCCCAUCUCUUCAAGUCCAUCUGUCCUCGAGCUUAUAGUUUCGCCUACGACUCUUCUUCCACUCUCAACAUGUGCAGGGCAUCGAGGUAUCUCAUUACCUUCUGCCCUUGUGCAACCUAAAUCAAAGUCACAGAUGCAUUCAGUAUGA